Lotus japonicus is the source of this 1383-nucleotide messenger RNA. Its product is annotated as F-box/kelch-repeat protein At3g23880-like. Bases 94 to 1194 code for a protein of 366 amino acids. The transcript has a single exon. Gene Ontology annotation, molecular function: protein binding. Lineage: Eukaryota; Viridiplantae; Streptophyta; Magnoliopsida; Fabales; Fabaceae. The record is from RefSeq and is a predicted model, not a curated record.
UAGCAAUUAAUAAAUGGGAAGUGACAAAUAAACCAUGCUAGAUAAGUCUUGUGAACUCUAUCCACCGAAACGCAAAACCCAAAUGAAACUCUGAUGGCGCGUGAGAACGACGCUCCGCCACAACCACCGCUCCCAUGUGAUCUCCUCUGUGAAAUCCUCGCGAAACUCCCCGUGAAGUCUCUCAUGCGAUUCAAGUGCGUCUCCAAGCAGUGGAACUCCAUUAUCUCCGAUACCCACUUCGCCAAAUUGCACCUCCACAGCUCCACCGUCGACCCAGCCUUGACCCGCCACCGCUUGCUGCUACCCACCAGAACCGGCCAAGAGGUAAUAUCUUGCUCCGUCAACUCCUUGCUUAACGACCCGUUGACUUUUCCUGAGAAUGUUGACUUCAUGUUGAGACACAACUAUGAAAUCCUAGGAUCCUGUAAUGGGUUGAUGUGUUUGGCUGAUUGUUACAAUGGUGAUGUUCGGUUGUGGAACCCUUCUACCAGGUUGGUUUCUAGGAAAUCACCGUUUAUGGAGGUUGAUGAUGAUGAGAUUGCAAUGUGUCAUGGUUUUGGUUAUGAUUGUGUGAGUGGUAACUACAAGGUUGUGCUUGUUUUUCCUGAUCCUAGUAGUGAUAAUCUUCAUAGAACAGUUACUAAGGUUUAUGCAUUUGGUGAUGAUUCUUGGACCACAAUUCAGGGUUUGAGUUUCCUUGGUGAUCCCACAAAUGGGUUAGGGAAGUUUGUAGGUAAUAGUUUGAAUUGGGUGGCAAGUGGGGCUAGAGAAAAGUGGGUAAUGCUUUCUUUUGAUUUGGGAAAAGAGGCAUUUCAGCAUUUGUCAUUGCCUGAUUUUGGUGAUGACAUCCCUGAGGGGCCUAUACAAGCAGUUUUGAAAGAUUGUCUUUGUGUUUGUUUUGAUCAUGAGGAAACUCAUUUGGUUGUGUGGCUAAUGAAGGAGUAUGGAGUUAAGGAGUCUUGGGUUAAAUUGAUGGCUAUCCCUCAUGUGGAACUUCAGAUUUUUGGGUUUGUACCUCAUAUAGAGCCAUUGUGCAUGUCAGAGGAUGGUGUGGUUCUAGUGUAUACUACCUUCGUUCGAGCGGUUGUGUAUGACUCCAAGGUAGGCAGAUUGGAGUUUCCUGAAAUUCAGAGCGACAAGGUUUGGUAUGAACAAUUUAUUUACAUUGAGAGCCUGGUUUCACCAUGUUUUUGAAAACUUGAAAUUAUGCUUAUGAAGUUAGUGCAGUUUGCUUUUGUUGUAUAUUAAAGAUUUCCCCAAAUAAUAGUGGCUAUGCCUAUGUUAUCAGAUAAUGCAUAUACAAUACAUGUAUUGUGGUUGAAAACUGAAAUGUAAUUUUGGCAGCUUUUAAAUUUAAUAUUUCUUGUGUGUGAAUGUUUAAAA